ACUGACGUUAAUAAACGUAUAUCUAUAUUGGUUAGCUCGGGUACCCAGACAAUCUAUACUUUAAUUUGUUUGAACACAAAUAGCUGAAGAUAUGGAAAAAAAUGACGUGUUGGAUGCUGUUGCUGGGAGCAAGGGAGAAACAUUAACAAAAACACCGAUUGCACCAAUUGCUAAUGAAACAGAAAGUAACUCUGGACAAGGUAGAAUAGCUGAGGAACAUUUGAACCAAGCAGCAUAUCCAAUUAGUUCUGGGAUUGCAGUUGUGAUCAAUAACAUUAACUUUGAUGACAGAUUGAACUUAACAGAUCGGAUAGGAGCUUCAUCUUUAUUUCAAAGAUUCAUGGAACUAGGUUUCGAUAGUGACCUGUUGAAUGAUGCAACAAAAAAUGAAAUGGAAACGAAAUUUAAUGAAAUUAGAGGAGACAAGGAAAGUCUGAAGAUCACAGACUGUCUGAUUGUAGUGUUGUUGACACAUGGUACUGAGGACAGUGUUUAUAUGACAGAUGGGGUUGUUAAGAUAAAAAAUGUGAUGGAAUACUUCAAUGCAACGAACUGUCCUGAACUUCAUCUGAAACCAAAAGUUUUCAUAUUACAGGCCUGUAGAGGAUCCGAUUUAGGGGGUGGUGUAGAAAGGAAAGUUAUAAGAAAUAGAGAUCCAAACCAGGCAGAUGCUUCUGCUUCAUAUGUGGAGUAUGACGAGGAAUUCGGUGAAACAAUACGUAUUCCGAAUGAAGCAGAUUUCCUAGCAGUGUAUUCUACUUCAACAGGUUAUGGAUCUUUUCGAAACACAGAGACAGGGUCACCAUUCAUACGUCACUUGUCAGAUGAGCUCCGAGAGAUGAAGAAAGGUGAAGACUUCUACAAACUAUUGACCAGAGUUAACAAAAAAGUUGGAAUGGGAUAUAAACCAAAACAUCCAAGCACUAGUGUUGUUACGCAGAUGCCUUGUUUCAUUUCACAUCUUACAAAGGAUUUGGUUUUCAUUCAGAAAGUUUAGUAAAUACAUUCACACCAUGAAUUAGUGCAAGAAGACAUCAACAUAGAAAUUUACAAUUUUUGAUAUACAUUUCAAUUGAGAAUUCAAUUUCAAGUUGACAGUUUCGAGAACUAGUAUAUACCACAUACGAACCAUGUGUUGAUCAAAUAUAUUUGCUUUGAAAAAUCCGAGUCCUUAACGAAAGUUGAAAUAUGCAUUGGCUAACCAUUGUUAACAAAUUCAAAUCUGCUUUUUUAAUUUGUACGGUUUAUGUAUAACACUUGAAUAUUUGGAUAAGGACACACAUAAUAAUGAAUCAAUUUACUAAAGACCAUUUUUCUAUAUAUCUUUCAAAAAAUGUCCCUGUUUAGAACAAACGUCUCUGCCAAAAGGGAAUAAGAGCUAUACAUGUAGUAUAUAAAAUAUAGUAUGUACAUUAUCCUGCAAAUUUGAAAGAAAAAUAGCAACAUGUAGCUUUUAAAAUGAUAAAAAAACUAAUUUAAAUGUACAAGUAAGGUACUAAUCAAGUUGUGGUCACCA
This is a messenger RNA of Mytilus trossulus (common blue mussel), 1516 nucleotides long. Its product is annotated as caspase-3-like. Bases 92 to 997 code for a protein of 301 amino acids. The transcript is spliced from 6 exons. Gene Ontology annotation, biological process: proteolysis. Gene Ontology annotation, molecular function: cysteine-type endopeptidase activity. NCBI's taxonomy places the organism in Eukaryota, Metazoa, Mollusca, Bivalvia, Mytilida, Mytilidae. The record is from RefSeq and is a predicted model, not a curated record.